This is a messenger RNA of Cynoglossus semilaevis (tongue sole), 4801 nucleotides long. RefSeq names its product muscleblind-like splicing regulator 1 (gene mbnl1). Gene Ontology annotation, cellular component: nucleoplasm; cytoplasm. NCBI's taxonomy places the organism in Eukaryota, Metazoa, Chordata, Actinopteri, Pleuronectiformes, Cynoglossidae. Gene Ontology annotation, molecular function: metal ion binding; RNA binding. The transcript is spliced from 11 exons. The record is from RefSeq and is a predicted model, not a curated record. Gene Ontology annotation, biological process: regulation of RNA splicing. The coding region runs from base 1059 to 2309 and encodes 416 amino acids.
GGUGCUCAGCUCCUCCACUCCUCAGUCGCUGCUGAAUCACUCGCUUGCCUCCUACUCUGCCGGUCGCUCUGCCUCGCUGUGCUCUGCCUGCCUCAGAUCAGAAUGGUCCAGCCGGUGCCCGGGGGUCUGCUGUCGCAGCCUGUCUGAACGCACGCACGCACGCACGCACGCACACAGUCAGACAGACACACGCAGAGGAUCCGUACCAGGAAGCACACGCACACCAACUGGACAGCUAUGUGAGAGAGGAAGUGCCUUCCCUGAUGUCUGCUGCAGCUUUGACCUGCUUCUCCAGCUGAAGCUCCACCCAGCCCCCUGCACCGCCUUGCACGCUUUCUGCCACAGCAACACGAGUACGAGGAAAGUGACCUCACCCUCUCGCAGCCUACGCUCCAACCUGCUCGUCCAUUUUCCCUAACCACCAUCCUCUUAGCAAAGCCCAAAAUCAGCUCCUUCAGACGGCCUCGCUGCCAACUGCUGUCCAUCGGCUGACCAGCCACACAUCACCGGGCUCUCACACACACACACCUUGCCUUUCACCUUCGCCUUUGAUCUGGUGAGCCUCCUCUCGGUCCUCAGUGUCCUUAACCUCUGUGGAGCAGGCUGCACUUAAACUGUCACCUUUGUUGCCUGCAUCACUGCAUCAAACCUGAGAGGGUCUUGUCCUGGCUUGUCCAUCUCGUCCUCCUCCAUUGUUGCAUGUGAAUGCUUUAGAUAAAACUGUUCGUGCAGCAAUAAACAGGCAGAGAACACUAUCAAGCAGAGAGUGACAGAUCCAUCUUUAGGCUCAGACGUUUCCUGGAUAUAAUCAUUUUGACAAGAAAAAACAUUAAAAUGAUCCAGUAACACCUCCAACCAUACCCUGUGCUUUAACAUUUGACUCCAGAAGAGGGGGCACCUCGCUUCACCACAGCGUUCCUCUUUGGAUGUUUCACUUCAUCGUCACUCACAAGUGUCGCAGACGUUAAUAACACCAACAAAUAAACACACAAACGCCCCCUAUCUGUGGAUUAAGUCGCCAGAAGGACUCUCUGAAUACGUAUUGAAGACGAACGGUCAUGGCAAUGAACAUAGCACAUAUCCGCGAUACAAAGUGGCUGACACUGGAAGUAUGUCGGGAGUUCCAGAGGGGCGCAUGCUCCCGCUCUGACCAGGAGUGCAAGUUUGCUCAUCCGGCCAAAAGCUGUCAGGUGGACAAUGGACGGGUCAUCGCUUGCUUCGACUCACUUAAGGGCCGUUGUUCCAGGGAGAACUGCAAGUAUCUGCACCCUCCUCCACACCUAAAAACUCAGCUGGAGAUCAAUGGCAGGAACAACCUGAUCCAGCAGAAGAACAUGGCCAUGUUGGCCCACCAGAUGCAGCUCGCCAAUGCCAUGAUGCCUGGCACGCAGCUGCCGCCUAUGGUGAGAGGACACACACGUAUGAACAUACCACAGCAUCUGCACAUGCCCAUGUUCUCAGUGACGCCAGGCUUGCCCACAAACGCCAGUGCAGCAGCAGCGGUCGCCGCAGCCUUUAAUCCCUACCUGAGCCCAGUCUCACCCAGCCUGAUGCCCCCAGAGAUCCUACCCAGCACCCCUGUCCUGAUGGCCUCCAGCCCCACCAUGAGCCAAGUCCCCAACGCUGCUGCUGCAGCCCAGAAGCUGCUGAGAACAGACAGACUUGAGGUGUGUAGGGAGUAUCAGAGGGGAAACUGCUCCCGCGGUGAGAACGACUGUCGCUUCGCCCACCCCGCUGACAGCACCAUGAUCGACACCAACGACAACACGGUCACCGUGUGCAUGGACUACAUCAAGGGUCGAUGCUCCCGAGAAAAGUGCAAGUACUUUCACCCACCAGCCCAUCUGCAGGCUAAGAUCAAGGCGACUCAGCACCAGGUGAACCAGGCCACAGCCGCCGCAGCCAUGACUCAGUCGGCUGUCAAAUCACUGAAGCGACCCCUCGACGCAACCUUUGACCUGGGCAUCACUCCUAGUGUCAUGGCUCCCCUUCCAAAGCGGGCAGCCCUGGAGAAGGCCAACGGUGCCUCUGCCAUGUUUAACACUGGCAUGCUCCAGUACCAACAGGCCCUGGCCAACAUGCAGUUUCAGCAGCAGGCUGCUUUCCUUCCAUCAGUUCCCAUGAUGCACGGUGGUAAUCCAGCCACUGUGUCUGCAGCCACCACAUCUGCCACAAGUGUUCCCUUCGCAACUGCCUCCACCAAUCAGGACUCUUCCUUAUCAAAGUUGACUACCAACGAAUACAUGCAAUUGAUUCCAAUAAUAUCUGCAGAUCAUCUGAGUAGUCACAAGUUCCUAACUCAAAUGUAGUUCCUCUUAAGAACAAUCAAAUGAAUGUGUGCUGGCACAGUCCAAGCCAAAAGAGUUCAGCCUUUAUGUAGAUAACCUUCAGAAUGUUAUAAACAACAGGACGAGGAGGAGCUGCCAUCUCUAGCCCAGUCCACCGCGAUGGUCUCAUCACACAUGCAAACAUCAAGGGUGCAACACACGAUCUGUGCCAUCGUCCCACAUAUCAAUUAUCUAGAAGAAUUUGCCGUCAAAUUCAACGUCCAGCCAAAAGAAGGAGGUCCUUCGUGCCAGGGUUAGUGUUUGUCUCCGCCCAUGUGGGAAGUGUUGACAUUACACCUCUGUGUCUGACUAUCUCAUAGCACUCAAUUUGCUCUAAUUGUUAUCAAUACUGCACUCACAGAAGGUCAAGAGCGCGGUUGCCUCGGGCGACUCCCAGUGCUGGUACGUUAGUAGACCAAGAUCUUUAUUUUCCUUUUUUUUAUUUGUUCUGCUUUAUUUUUGUUUUAAACAAUAGCCAUAUUUUUCAUAGUUUACAAGACGUGCACCUUGAAUUUCAAUUUAAAUCUGAAAGGCACAAUAAUAAUUUUAACAGAUUUUGUUUUUCUUUUCAAAAGAAUUAGAAAUGUACAGUAUUGUGUUUUUAUGGCUACUAGUGAAACUAGAUGUUGAAAUGAGGGUCUUGGACAAAUGAAUGUUCUGGGUGAUCCAACAUACCUGUGUAUCUUGAAAGCACAGCCAGGCUAACUUUUUUCUCACCUUGUCAUGUGCCAUCUAGGCCAUACAGCUAAAACCAGAGUGUUAUCUCAGCAGUGUUAUUUGUUUACCGAGGGUAAAAAAAGAAAGAAAAAAAAAGAAGAAAAAAGAUGUAUGGCUUUUUUAUUAUUUUGUUUCCAAAAUCUCCAUUUUAAGUGUUUUUUUUUUUAUUUUUACUUUAAUCUUAUUAAUUUGUUUUAGACGUGGGUUUUUUAAAAAAUGUUAUAAUUAUUAUUUUUUUUAUUUUUAAAUUGAAAAUGUUGGGUUUUCCUGAAGUCUGUACCUCUGUUAAUAGAUUAGCAUUUUCUUACUGGGAUUAAGUUGUUGCUCAAGUCCAUUGACUCUAAAGCCUGGUGAAAUGGAGGGGUGUAGCUUCGAUUGACAUUGUGUUACCUUGUUUUCCCUCUUUUAAAGAGAGGCAACUCUAAAACUGUGUCUCCAAAAAAAAAGCACUAUUGAGCCAUGUGUAGAUAGGAAUAGAAAAAAAAAAAAACAACCGACCCAAAGGUCUAUUAGGUCAUUGAAACCACAUGUGCACUUGAGUGAUUGUUCGUCCAACCACCGUGUUUAAAUCCCACAUCCAGUCGUCAUCAACCUUAAAACUUUUUACGUCGAAUUCAACGUAUGACUUGCGUUUCAAGCAGAGCAUGAAGGUUGUCGUUCACUUGUAGAUGUGACUAUGGAAACCAAAGCACAGUUUUUCUUCAUAGUCGUGUUCACGAGCAUCUUCACCGAGGCUCCAUCAAAUAAGGAAACAUGUUUAUCCUCCAUUAUCUGAUGAUUUUAGUAUGAACACGUCCUUUUUUUUUUCAUUUUCACACGUGUGUGUGCGUGUUUGUGUGUCGUGUGUCUUUACCGAUUGUAAUGUAACCUAACAAAGCCUUAGAUUGCAAUGAAUGGGUCGCGACCCAAUCAAAUGUACUUUCAAUCACCAUGCAGGUAAAGAACACCAAUGAUGUUUUAUAUCACAAGGCUCUUAUGAUUUUAAUUUUUUUUUUGGUUUGUUCAUUUUCUCUAUGUAAAGAUAACAAAUACUCUUAAAAUUUAAUUGAACUUGUGUUAUGUACUACUUAAGGAUUUGAAUCUAUUGAGGUAUGUAGUUGUAGAUUUUUUUUUUUUUGCCUUACUAUAUAUUACUUGACAACAUUGAUAUAGCCGUUGUAGAUUUUGAGGUAGUAUACAUUCAUAACUUUAUCAAACCAUAUAAAGGAUAAUAUUUUGAGUCAGUUUUAAAUAUUCACUUCGUUCAUAUAGCUGAUGUCCAUUUCAGUUGAUGUUACAUUAUCACUUAAUUUUGUUAAUGAAAGAGAUUUUUUUUUAAACUCGAGAAAUGAAUUUAAUUAUUUUUUUCUGCUGCCAUCGCAGCAUCUCCUAGCUAAGAGAAGACGACAAAAGCAGAUUAUUUCCUUGCGAACAUGUGGAGAUAUAUUGUAUUAAGAUAGAGAUUGUCCAUGUUUUAAGAGUACAAAUUAUUUUCUACUGUAUCCAUUUCAAAAAAGAGAUAUGUACUUUUGUUGGACUAUUUCUUAAGUUUGCCCUGAAUGUCAGGCCAAAUCGAGCAGUGAAAUUAACGGGUGUUUGGAUGUUCGGUCGGUAGUGAGAUUGGGGAAAGACUUUUCCAGGCCGAAAAGGUCCGUAAUGCUGCAGAUGAUGAGUUCUAACCUAAGUGACGAAGGUUGACUUUUUGCACUUCUGUAUAUAGUCAAAUGAACAGAGAAAAAUGUGUAUCAUAUUGAGAUAUUAUUUUGAAUAAAAAAAAA